AUGAGCUUUCCACCUCCCAAUUCCGGACAAUAUCCGUACAUCCCUCAUCCGCAGUACCAGUCCGGCCACGUGCCCCCGCCGCAGUUGAUAUACAACAAUGUUGCGGCCCCUUCGCCAUCGCCAUAUAAUAAUGGCUAUGGCAAGCCGCCAGUCUACCCACCAGGCAUGAUGCCGUAUCCUUCUGCAUACCAGGAUUUUCUUCAGCAACAUCAGCCACAGCAGCACAUGCAGCCGCCGCAUUUACAGCAAUCCCCUCUCAUUCACCAACAACAGCAAAUACAGCCUCAACCCCAACAACGAAUCUCUCAGCCGCAUCAGCAGCAACAAUCCCCUCGCCAUCGGCCGCAGCAGUCUUUACUUCCUCAUACCCAACCGCAAUCACCUAUGGUAUCCCAUGCGCAACAUCAGUCCUCUCGUCCACUUCCGCAGCAGUCUUACAUUCAGCCCCAUCAAUCCCCGAUACUUCAACAACCUCGACAGCUGCAUUCGCCACGACAGCAGCAGCAACACUCUUACAUUCAGCCACGUCAAUCCCCAAUCCUUCCACAAUCGAAACCCCUACAAUCUCCACGACAGCAGCAGCAGCAGCAGCAGCCUUACAUUCAACCACGUCAGUCUCCGAUCAUCCAAAAAACCGAACAACUGCAAUCUCCUCGCCCGAGGCCACCAAAGUCUCCCGUUCAAAAGCCCCAACGGCAGCAGAGCAUAUCACGCCCGGCUCCUCCUAAACCGCCACCUGUGAAACAUUCUCCGGUUCAGCAACCUCGCGUACAGCAACCCCAGGUACAGCAACCCCAGGUACAGCAACCCCAGGUACAGCAACCACAGGUGCAGCAGUCUCUGGCGCAGCAGCCACAAGUACAGCAGCCACAAGUGCAACAGUCCCAGGUCCAGCAGCCACAAAUGCAGCCUCAAAUUCAGCAAUCUCAUGUGCAACAAACUCAGGUCCAGCAGCCACAAGUUCAGCAAUCUCAUGUGCAUCAAACUCAGGUCCAGCAGUCUCAUGUCCAGCAACCUCCAUCUCUACCGCCAAGUGAGCUUGAACAUCAGUUUGUCAACCCGGCCAAUUUGUUUGUCGAGCCACCUCUCCCUACUGCCCCGCGGUCUUGGUACACAUCAUCUUCCCAAUAUGUUGACCCAAGCGCCCUGACGUCUUCCUCUACGGUUGACAUACCUUUGAUCCCUCUACCCACUACUUCUUCGCCAUCUCUCCCUCAAGCACCUCUGUCUCAAAGUGCUCCGGUUACUCAAAGUGCUCCGAUAACUCAAAGUGCUCCGAUAACUCAAAGUGCUCCGAUAACUCAAAGUGCUCCGAUACCUGAAAGUGCUUCGAUACCUCAAAGUGCCCCGGUAGCUCAAAGUGCUCCACCAGCAAUUGCUUCGAGUAAUUCCCAACCGACCCAAGAACAGCCGAGCUUCCAGGUUUCCCAACCAUUGAAAGCUGAGAAAUUUUCACCACCUACUGCAAAGCAAACACCUGCCGCAAAACAAACCCCUGCUACAAAACAAACCUCUACUCCAAACCCACCAUCAACGCCAAAAGUGCCCGCCCCAUCUGAACUGCCUCAUCCCAAACCUACCCCCUUGUCUGCUGUCCAUGCGAUCCCACAAGUAUUGGUUCCAGCACCUUCCCCGGAUUUCAUGCAAAAGCAGCAGCCCCAGAAAACUCCGCAACAGAAAAAGCAGACUUCUCAAAAGGCCAGUGAUAAGAUAAUGAAGUCUAAUAAGCCCCCAGUUGACUAUCAAGUCUUGCUUCUAUCGCUGGCCGAUGAAUAUCUUAAUGCCGCUCACCGUCAGGGGACGCAAACCGCGCUGAUAUCUCACCCUGCGGAUGUGGAGGAGUACUACAAGCUGGUUGCAACAGGGCUUGGAUGCUUAGAAGCUGUGUUGAAGAAUUGGAGAUUGGCACCUCGCAAAGAAGCCCUAGUGCGACUUCGCUAUGCGCGCACGCUGUUCGAGGAGACAGAUAAUGACAUUGAAGCGGAGACAGCUCUGAGUAAGGGUAUUGACCUUUGUGAGCGGAACCGCAUGCUGGACUUGAAAUAUAGUAUGCAGCAUCUUUUAGCACGCAUGCUCCACAAGACCAACCCCAAAGCUUCCCUCAAAGCUGUCGAUGGCAUGAUUCAAGAUGUCGAGGCAUACCGCCAUGCGGCCUGGGAAUAUGCAUUUCGAUUCCUUCGAGUCUCGUUAUCGCUAUCUUCUCCAUCUCAUCAGGACUCUGUUCAGGCUCUCCACCACCUGAACAAGAUUUCAACCAUGGCCAGUCGUAACGGAGACAAGGCUGUCUCGGCCAUGGCGGCCGUCAUCGAAGCUCUGGCACAUCUGCAACAAGGGAAUAGCUCUGAUUCUAUUGAGCAGGCGCAACGUGCAGUAGCCAUUGCGCGAAGCCACCAAUUAAAUGACGAGCUCCGUCAUAUCCCUCAGCUUGUCACUUUGAUCCAGAUGGUCGAUAUCUGUUGCAGCAUUCUUGAAUACGACGUCAAUCAGUCCGCCCAAAAGCUCAAGGUCAUGCAAGCCUUGGUAGAUGAGACACUGAGUAAUUCUAACUGGCGAAGCGAUGGCUCAUUUUCUGUUCCACUGAAUGGCAAGUCUGCCGGUCCAUCUUCUAUUGACACUGGAGACAUACUUCAGGUCGAAAACGGCACUCUGCUUCUGAGUUUCAAUUGGCUUCCUCAACAUGAUCUCUAUGCAUUGUCUUAUUUUCUAAGCUCGAUCACGUUGAGCGCAAAAAAUUCCUAUGAUGGUCGCAAAGCUGAAAAGUAUCUCGAUGAAGGGCUUCGAAUGAUUCAAGGAUCUUUUACCGCUCCACAAGAAAUCCCGGAGUCCAUGGUGAACGCAGCACGACGUGUCGAAUGGCGCCGAUCUCUGUACUGUAAUUUCCUCUUGCAGCGUGUUUUCUUGUCGUGCUCUCGAACCGACUGGGAUAUGGCCAAUACAUCCCUUAAGGAACUACGCCAGGUCGUUCAAGAAAUCGGAUCCGGUAUUACCAAGCCUAUCGAGUGUUUGAUGGAAUAUGCUGCUGGCACCAUUGCUCAAGCUACGGGAGAUCUCGUGAGCGCCUUCAACAUCUUUCAAUCGCCUCUAUUGUCACUGUCGUCUUCAGCUAGCAAGACGACACGCAAUGACCCUUGUCGUGAUACAUCUAUUCUUGCCGCACUCAACACCGUCCUACUUAUUCGCGAUCCUGCACACCCGUCGCACUCUCAUCUUCCGACUGUGAUGGCUACUCUCGAACAUUUCUGUUCUACCAGUCCAAACAAGUACAUCCAAGCAGCCUAUUUCCUAGUCUGCGCCACUGUCCAAACUGAGUCGACCAUCCAAACCAAGCAAUAUCUUCAGCAAGCACUGCAGUCUGCCACAGCUAUCAGCAACAGUCAAAUUACCUGCAUGACUCUCACUUUCAUGAGCUGGAAGUACUUCCGCGGAGUGGUUGGUGAACAAGCUGAAAAGAGUGCGCGGGCUGGUCGAGCUAUGGCUAAGAGAGCCAAUGAUCGUCUUUGGGCUAGUGUAACUGAUGAGAUGCUGGCGGACACCCUUGAGCGCCAGGGUAAAGCCGAUGAAGCUCAAGGUGUACGUGAGGAGGGCCAGCGACUUAUUAUGGGACUCCCACCGGGCUUGAAACGACCAGCUUAA
This is a messenger RNA of Penicillium longicatenatum, 3633 nucleotides long. RefSeq lists its product as uncharacterized. The transcript has 5 exons. Gene Ontology annotation, molecular function: double-stranded DNA binding. The coding region runs from base 1 to 3633 and encodes 1210 amino acids. Gene Ontology annotation, biological process: maintenance of mitotic sister chromatid cohesion; mitotic sister chromatid cohesion. The record is from RefSeq and is a predicted model, not a curated record. Lineage: Eukaryota; Fungi; Ascomycota; Eurotiomycetes; Eurotiales; Aspergillaceae. Gene Ontology annotation, cellular component: chromatin; SMC loading complex.